AUAAUAAAGGAGCCAUCCUCGACGGCCUAGGCGUCGCAUUGAUAAUGGUCUUCUUACACGGCUUCGAGCGAAGACCUCUUUCGCGCGCAAUUGAGUAGUCUCAAUCGUGUGCGAACCAUCAGCGAAAUUGUAUACGGACACGCAUGCGCGACACUGCGUACUCCACUGCAUGGGAUAGAAUGACGGACAGCUCCCCAGUUCCACCCCAGAUGAUGAGAUCUCGCGUCUCUCGUGGUUUUCUGGGGCGUCCAAUAGGCUUAUCAAGCCAUCACCUCCGCUCUGCAUUUGCCAUUGGACUCUGCAGAGUGAGGCGGCAUCUCUUGAGACACGCGCCCCCUCUUCGACUACUCUCAAAGAUGUUGUUCGCAAAUGCGCGCACGAUUGCGAGCGUGGGGUCAAGAAGUGGGGUCGUGUAAGCAGCGAAGUCUGAGGGAGAUAUAAUGACACCAAGUUGCCUUGAAGCCUGGAGUUGUUUUCGCUUGAACAUCAUCGAACAACGCCAAUUCGCAACUGAGCACUCUAUUCCUCACUUUCCAAAUUACCUGUUUGUUCCAGGCAGCACAAUUUCAACUUUGAGAAAAGAGCAGGAUGUUCCAACCCCAGUGUUAGCGUGCACUCUCUUACCCGUACGAGGAAAUGCUCGCCGUCUCAAGACCAACCCCCUAUACUAGACCUUCCUAUCUGAACUCUUUUCCUCGAUACCACCGCAGAUCAUCGAAGAAGAAGCCCUUCGUCGAUUUUACCUGCUUGUUUUCCCGGUUCAAGGCUCUUCACAAUAGCCGGCCGGGCAACUUCUCACCGGACAUGCCUAAGAAACACGAAACCCCUUCCUCCAAAUCACCCAAGUCCUCAAGCACUCGAGACAACUCAGACCUUGUAGUGAGACAAGUAUCAGGAACACACAGCAACAGACCCUCUUCCCCAACUGAAGGCAGCGGGGGAGGAAGUGAGGUCCACAGCGCCUCUCAAAGAUCAUCGCCAUCAUCAACUUCUCAAUCCCACAGACCCACGGUAGCAGAUCGGCCUACUCGCAACACCGACUCGGGAACGGGCCGCAGUCGUACAAGUCCCGUACCCGCCGCAUACAUCGACAACUACCUGUCUUACCGCAAGAAAGCAUUCAUCAAGAUCUUUAUGGAGAAGUUCGGCGAAUGGCUCGACGAUAACCUCUGUUCUAGCGAGGAGGCUUACGACCAUGAAGGGGAUUGUCAGCCUGGCUCAACGUCAUCUGACUCCGGCGGCGUCAAGGAAGGCACUAUUUCAGGACGCCCUGUGACGGGUCGGAAGAGGCAGCUCAAGGGACGUAAUCAAGAGGAUGAUGGAGGUUCGGAGAACGACGAGAGCAACGACCGGAACCGGAACAAGAAGCGCACCAAGACAGACGAAGAUGAUAACCGUCAAAAGUUCGCGUGUCCUUUCUACAAGCACGAUCCUGCCAGAUACAAGAGCCACCGUACAUGUGUUGGGCCCGGCUGGCACGGGAUCCAUCGGAUGAAGGAGCAUAUCUACCGAGCGCAUCGCCUUUUCACCUGCAUCAGGUGUUUCGAUGCCUUCAAGAGCGAAGCUCUGCUUCAAGAGCAUCAAAGAGCAGCCGUAAACUGUCCUGUACGCGACAAGAAGACGCGCAAGCUAGACCCAGGCGCCGGAAUAGACCAGGAGACGGAGAAGCAUCUCCGAGCACGUACCACCAGUAAGAAGACUGAUUUCGACAAGUGGUACGAAGUAUACUAUAUUCUGUUCCCUGGAACGCAAGACGCGGAGAAUCCUCCAAGUCCUUGGUACGACGAAGUGGCCGGCGAAUCCAACUCUGAAGACUUGAAGCGCCAGUACGUUAGGUUCUUGCGACGUGAGAUGCCCAACAUGAUUCAACGCAAUCUCGAGAAUGAGCUGAACCGCCAUUUCGAGGGUUUCGAGGAAGGUAUCAUGAACCGCAUCGUGGGCUGGAUCCGGAUCUCUUCGGCCAAAUGCGCCGACAUCUUUGAGAACAUUCCCUCGCCCUCGCAAGCGGCGGCCCUGGGUGACCCAGAAACUGCGCGGCCCGAGUCUCGGGCGACUUCGCCAGUGGACCCUGGAACCAACUCAACCGUUGGCGCCAGUGUCUUGGAGGGCAUGGAGCCAUGGACGUUUGGAUAUCCCGAAUUCGAUCUGCACACCUUUCCCAGCUUUGACCAGUACUUCACCCCCCCAGGCUUCCUAUCAUCAGACGACCAGUGCCACACAGACCCUGACUCGGCCUAUGGCACUGGCAGUCUUGAGGACUCUUCUAGAGUUCGACAGAAUCACAGCUGAGAACAAGCGUAAAACCUUAGUCGCAGCAGAUGUUAGUUUCUCUUGGCACCUAUACGUUAUCAUUCCAUUAUCAUUGUCAUUGGGAGCUGUGGCACUUUGCUAAAACACAGUCCAUUUCGAAACCAUCGAACCUCGUUCUUUACACACCGCUCCUUUCCCGCUAUGUUUAAUGGCCACAACUAUUUCUUUUGUGCUUGUUCUAUAUUGUCAUAUGCUUGAUAGUGUUGGAAAUGUGUAGGAAGAGGUUGUACAUUUAUGUUGAACUGGAUACUUGGUUUCCUUCUGUCAGGCUGCCAUUGAAUUGCUGGUUGUCCUCAUUUCGAGUUAUUAUCUCUAGUACAGUGGUCUUCUAGGCCAAUACCACUCUUUACUAUCGUCUAAUGCUCUACAUACGAUCUAUCUAAGGGAACCGAAUGACGACCUUGUUUUCCAAGUGAUCGCUGUAACGACGGUAAUACUCCGGCGCAUCCUCAAUGCCGAUUUCAGCCGUCACCACAAAGCUAGGCUUAGCAACGCCAGAAGAAAUCAAGUCCAACAAGGGGGGAGCCCUUAGCAAGGGCAAGACAAUACCCGUUCCGACGGACAAGCCCUUCCUCCAUAGCGAUGCCAUAGGGAUAGGAAUCUCCGCGGGUAGGUUCCCGGCAUUGGGCGCUCCUUCGGUGCUGUUUCCGCCGCCGUUGUACACACCGCCGAUACCCAUGCCUCCGUACACGGCGGUCACAGCAACCAUGUUCUCCAGCACGAUGCCGUUGUGCGGACCUCCCGUGGCGUUGACGGACUCGAAGCC
Molecule: messenger RNA, 3076 nt
Organism: Colletotrichum scovillei
Lineage: Eukaryota; Fungi; Ascomycota; Sordariomycetes; Glomerellales; Glomerellaceae
Exons: 5
Coding region: 637-2289 (550 amino acids)
Source: RefSeq, a predicted model, not a curated record